Messenger RNA from Beta vulgaris subsp. vulgaris (sugar beet), 1069 nucleotides. RefSeq names its product protein LOL1. NCBI's taxonomy places the organism in Eukaryota, Viridiplantae, Streptophyta, Magnoliopsida, Caryophyllales, Amaranthaceae. Bases 330 to 770 code for a protein of 146 amino acids. The record is from RefSeq and is a predicted model, not a curated record. The transcript has 6 exons.
UUGUUUAGUCUAGUCUAUCUUUCUUUUCCUCUCUUUCCCACUCCCCCUCUUCCCACUCAUAAUAUCCUUCAUUCAUUGCCCUGUCUCUUUUCUCUCCCAUUAUUGAUAAUUUCAUCUUUGAUAUGCUUUUACCCCCCACAUCAACUGAAGCUAAGCAACUUACACUUACUCCACACCUCCAAAAUCUGUUCUUCAUUCUUUAUAAAUAUGAUGGGUGAAUAUGUGAUUCAAAAUUCUUUUAACUAAGAUUGAAGUUGGUUGAAGAAUCAAAGUAGGGAGAGAAUAGAGAGAUUUUGGUGGAGGAGGAGGAGAAAGAGGAUAAUCUAAGGAUGCCAGUUCCUCUUGCUCCAUAUCCUACACCUCCAGUACCUUUCACUCCACCAGCUAAUGGAGCACAGAGUCAAUUAGUAUGUUCAGGAUGUAGAAACUUGCUACUCUAUCCUGCUGGAGCUACUUCUGUAUGUUGUGCCGUAUGCAAUGCUGUUACUGCUGUCCCACCUCCAGGGACAGAGAUGGCCCAACUAGUAUGUGCAGGAUGCCACACUCUCCUAAUGUACAUUCGAGGAGCAACUAGCGUACAAUGUUCUUGUUGUCAUACCGUUAAUCUAGCUUUGGAAGCAAAUCAAGUUGCACAUGUGAAUUGCGGGAAUUGCAGGAUGCUAUUGAUGUAUCAAUAUGGGGCACGAUCUGUAAAAUGUGCGGUCUGCAAUUUUGUCACUUCAAUUGGGGCUUCAGCAAGUACACCAGAACACAAGUUCAAUAACAGUUGAAGAUACCACAUAAUUAUCAGUACUAUUCGGCAAUUUACAAUCACCAAAUGAAGGGGGUUGGCAUUGAUUUUCUCGUAUAUAGAGUUUAAUAUAUUUUUUUCUUGUUUUUCUCUUUAGAUUUUUUCCAUGAGAAAAUAAGCGAUUUUCUUGACUAUAUAGUCAAGUUUCGCCUAGUGGUUAUUAUGAUAAAAUUAUUAUGUACGAGGGCAUAUUAAAUAGGUUACAAGAUAGUGGUUUGUAUGAAAGAAUCUGAAAAUUCGACGGUUUUUCAUUUUCUAAAGCAUGAUUAUUGGCGUUCA